GCGUGUUUGUGUGCAUCCCUUCCCUUCCCCGCCCCGCUUCUGACCGUGUUGUUAACUCCCCGAGUCAGGAUGGGCGGGGGAGAAAGUGAGCCCCGCUUCGACGUCUCCGAUUCGACGGGGUGCUUGCUUGUCAAGGAGCUGCUCCAAUGGGGGCUGCCCGUAGUGCCCAACCCCACCAUUCAGUAUUACUACUGAGCCCUGAGGAAGGGAGCGGGUGAGGCAGGCGGGCGCGCGCGCGCAGCAGUGAGGGAGGAAGAGCAGAAAGGCCGGUCAGUAUAAGCAGCCGCGACGCCGACGGGGGAGUCGGUCCAGGCGGCCCCUCGCGGGGAAGCGCGGCCUCCUCAGGCGCGGCCUCUGAGGGGAAGCCGGGGGAGGGCGGCGCGGCCCUCUGUCGAGGGAGAAGCGCCUCAACGGGCGGCGCUGGGCCUCCGUCUGCCCCCUUUCCCUCUUCCUCAGCAUCCCCCGCUUCUCCCCUUCAGGCCCGGCAGCCGCCUCGUGAGGAGUCCGCUCCGCCGCCGCCGCUUCCUCCGCCUCCUGCCCAUGUUCAGCGAACGCAGGUUGGCCGCCGCCCCUCCGUCGCCUGUGCCGCCGCCGCUGCCGCCUUUCCGCCGCCGCCGGGAGCCGCCGCCAUGGCUGACUUGGGGCAGGAGGUCGUCCACUUGGUGUGGGGCAAGAAGCCCGGCACGCAGGGCCUCGCCGACACCAUCUUCUGCCGGUGGGCACAAGGUACGUCCUGGCCUCCUGCCCCCCAUCGCUCCUCCUGAACCUCCCUCCCUCUUCGCACCUUCAUUCACUUUCACAUUCCCCUUUCACACCCCCUCCUUCCGCAUCCUGCACACACGUCUUCUUGCCUUUGGACCCCUGUGCUCUUUCCUUCUCCCCCUUUCCUCGUCAUGUGGGAAGCGUGAUGCCGUCCGUAGUGUCUGGCAUGGCAAGCGCUCCCAGCUGGCGCAGCCUUGAACUGCAUCAUGGCAGAGAGGUGGGUGGUUUGUGACUUGGGAGAAUAAGGGAUCUCCACCCUUCUUGCUCUUCUGCCCCCCCCCCUUUUUUUGCACUGUAAGUAGUGAGCUGAGAUAUAUUCUCUCCCCUUGAUACAUCUUCCUUUGCUUGUUAGUCCCCUGUUUUGAAAUGGGCAGGAAGGGACCCAAAUAUACCCAGUGGUGGCACAGUCAUCAUAAUAGCUGUUAAAAUGUGUCAUUUGCCUCCCCACUCCCACCCUAUGUAUGAGCUGGGGAUAUCUUUUGCACCAUAAGAUUGGCAAACCCCUUCUUCAGUCUUCAGUAUAUUUACUAUUGGGAAAGGGUGUACAGUGGUACCUCGGGUUAAGUACUUAAUUCAUUCCGCAGGUCCGCUCUUAACCUGAAACUGUUCUUAACCUGAAGCAUUACUUUAGCUAAUGGGGCCUCCCGCCACCCCGCGCCGCCAGAUCAUGAUUUCUGUUCUCAUCCUGAAGCAAAGUUAUUAACCCGAGGUACUAUUUCUGGAUUAGCGGAGUCUGUAACCUGAAGCAUAUGUAACCUAAAGCGUAUGUAACCCGAGGUACCACUGUAUUUGCUACCCAGUUAGGCCUGGGUGAUAUAUUGCCCCGGACCAAUAUGAGGAGCAGACCGUGAUGUCGGUUUCACUCAGCAGUAUAUCGCUGGUGAAACCGCCUCUGCUCCUGAGUCCCUCUGCUAGCAGCGUCCGCUGGAGGGAGUCAAGAGUUCCUAUAUCUCUGAGUGAAACCGCCAUCCCACUCUGCCCUCAUACGAUAGAGGGGGAGAAACAAGCUGUAUCGGUGAGGGACCAAUACAGUUUGUUCCUCCCUCUGCAUCUUUAAACUGCUCAACUGAGGAGUGUGCAACUGCCCUUGCCUCAGUUGAGCAGUUAAAGGAGCCCCCAGCCCGGCACUGGCUUCUGCAAGCGGGGUGGGGGCUCUGUGAAACUGCUCAGCUGAGGGGAGCACAGUUGCCACUCCCCACAGUGGGCAGUCAAAGGAGCCCCAAUGCUUCUCACGUGAGCCGUGAGAGCAUUGGGGCUGUCUCAGCUGGGGGGGGGGACCUCCCCACAGCUGAGCAGCACAAACAAGCCGCAUUGUCCUAGCCUGUGAGCCUGGGUGAAACUGCCUCAGCUCUCAAGGUGAAAGCUGGGGAAGUUUCACCCGGUGUCUCGUGGGUAGAAGCCAAUGCAUCUUGUUUUUUCAACAUCACAGUAUAUCGCCAAACUGCAAUGUUUGGCUGGCGAUACACCAUGAUGUCGAAAAGCUGAUAUCACCCAGCCCUAAACCCAAUAGGUGACAAGAUACAUCUGCUGCUGCUCCUUUGCCUGUGGUCAAGGACAAACUAGUAAUUUUCUCCCAGCUGUGUUGUAAACAGUGCUACUAUGUUCAGCACAGUUUUAUUGCUAUUUGUAAUAACUAUCCUACAUGGUUGGGUAACAUUGGUGCUAUUCCAUCAUGUGUGUAAGUCAAGGGUCCUGGGUUUCCUUAAGACGGUCAUUCUAACCAUUAGUUGUUCUGAUAAAUAUCUGCCAUGUCGUAUUGCAUGUUAUGCUUUUGGUCUGGUUUCACAGAGCUGGAAAAUUGGUGCUCUUGCCCAAGAAUCUGAAAUACUUUUUGAUUGGUUAGCAAGGCUUUCUUCUAAGUACUGCAUGGGCUUGGGAUGUGAUAUCCUUUUAGUAUAAUUUCACAUUUACAGUCUAGAUUGCUGUGGAAUAUGUAGAAAAAGGUUUCAACAUUUCCUCUUCUCUAAGCUUGACUUUGGCUUACUCUAUGCAUAUAAUGAUGCAGCAUUGAUUGCAUUGAUAGCAAACACUGCUAUCAAUAGCUUGUCCAUGAAUAAUGAAUAUAAAAACCUUACAAGUUAUUGUGUUCUUUCUGUUUUGCUUUGGGAGAUUUUUUUUUGUAACCUAAAAGUUGGUGUGCUGUGAUCUUGGUAGAAAGAAAUUAUGGAUAUUGUCCAUACUACUGAUUCCCAAGAGGUUAAUAAAAGCUUUGAAUUGCUUAUUACAGCACUGGCAAUAGAAACAAUGAAGUGCAAAUAUUUAUCCAAUAAUAAUUACUGUGUUUGGGCAUGGCACCGAAAGCUCCCUCUAAAAAACAGCAUUUAGGAAUCAUCCAUGUAAUCUUUCUAGAAAAUUAACAUGGUCCUCAUUUUAAUUUCUCCGUAUUUUUCAUUUGACAAUAUUUUAUAAUGUCCUUUUAGAAGUGCCAUCCUGUAAUUGGAAAUUGCUAAAUUUUGUGGACACCACAAGAUGAUUUAGCCCUAUAGCCCAUUUAAAAUAGCUGCUGGUGCGACCUAGCCAGUAUAUGCUCAUGUAGAACUGAUAAAUGGAAAUGUAAACAUGUUAAAUGAAUUAAUUGGGCAGUAACAUGUGUAGUUACUCUUGUCUUUGCAGUAUACAUCGUCUCCACCCUUUCAAAUGUUGUACCCAGGUAACUAACUCCUUGGUAGAUCUACAAAAAAAGGCACCCCCUAAAGUUAUUGUUUCUGGGUUGACAAUAUCUUAGCCCAGGCUUCCUCACCCUCGGCCCUCCAGAUGUUUUUGGCCUACAACUCCCAUGACCCCUAGCUAGCAGGACCAGUGGCCAGGGAUGAUGGGAAUUGUAGUCUCAAAACAUCUGGAGGGACGAGGUUGAGGAAGCCUGUCUUAGCCCAUUCCAUCAUUUCCAUUAACUUGAACCUCAGAUGCAUGGCAAACCACUCUAAUGAAAUUAUUUGUUUUGCAAUAAAAGGUAAGUGAGGGAAGAGAACGAGAACAGUUAGUUGGAAGUUUGGCUUCUUGCAGCAAAAUGCUGCUGCUACGUGCUCUCCUCAGUGCAGUUCUGGCCACAGUUGAUGUUUCAUCAUCAAUAAAAUAUGCAUUUGUGGUUAUGACCAUGUUCAAAAUGUGUUGGUGUUAUAGAAAUGCUCCUGUUUGCUUCCAGUGGCCUACUUCAUACAUCACAUUAAAAAUAGAUUGUGGUUCAAUGUGAAUGAGCAAUGAGGUGGUAUAUGCUGCUCAUAGGUUCCUAAGGUGGUCCUCCUUCAAUCUUCCUGCUGCACCACAAAAAAAACAAGCCAAAAUUUGGCUUGUCAUAUUGUUCAAACCUGGGCUUGUGGUUUGUUCUUCUCAAGCCACACCACGAGGGUUAAACCAAGAACAAACCUUGAUUUCUGUUCCGGACUCCAGCUUGUUAUGUCUGUGGAGCAAUAGGAGCAGGAGCAGGAGAAGAACACCACAGGAACUUUGAGCAGUGUGCAGUAGCACUACAGCCUGUUUAAACUAUGGUUUAAUAUGAUAUGCAUUCUAGACCAAUGUGAUUUGUCCUUUAUUUUUCUACAACUGUUCUUUGUGUGUUGGCUGCUGAAACAAUAAUCACACAUUCUGUUGUCCCCUCUUGGGAACGGCUAUUUUCCUUUUAUUUCCUGUUUUACAUUCAGGUAGGUAGCCGUGUUGGUCUGACGCAGUCAAAAUAAAUAAUUUUUUUUAUAAAAAAAAAAAUUUAGUGUCCAGUAGCACCUUAGAGAGCAACUAAGUUUGUUCUGGGUAUAAGCUUUUGUGUGCAUGCAUACUUCUUCAGAUACCAGAUAUCUGAAGAAGUGUGCAUGCACACGAAAGCUUUGUAAAUUUAUUUUCCUGUUUUACAUAGAGAGGAGUGUUAUAAACGGGUGUUGCAUUGAUUGCAUUUCUGUGUGUGUGCAUGCUCAGUUAACAUUUUGGAGCUUAUAUGUGCUUGUAACUAUGUUACUUGUUAUUGUUAAGCUAUUACCUUAGGUUCUUUAGUUUGGCUGCUGCUGUCAGUGCUUUUAUAUUAAAGUCUGUUUGAUUGAGGGACCUGGCAGCUGGAUAUGUUGAUAAGAAAGGGAAGGGCAAGUAGUAUGUUCUGGCAGUUGUCUGUUUUAAGGAGCUAAUCACUGAAUUUGUUUUCAUGAGCAGAUUAGGGUUAUGUUAGAGCUCCAUGUUGCCUUCAGAAAAACACUGGCAACAGUGGACAGGAAAUCUCAUGGAUGAACAAUCCCAAAUCUCUGAAACGUGUUGACCAAAAAAAACGGAUGAAUCAUAAAGUUGUCUUGGCCUUCUCUUUUCUUCUUCUUUUUUUAAAAAGGUUCACUUUGACUGGCUGUACUGAAAUAAUUUGGUCAGAAGUGCAAGCUUGUUUGGUUAUAAUUUAAAAUAUUUGUGCCUAUAAUUGAAGGAUCAAUAAGAAAGAAAUGUAAGUUGAAGAAAUCCCAGCUAAGUAAUUAAUUUGAAGAAGAAUUUUCUUUUUGCAAAGGUUGGAUAAAAAACAUUUCAAUCACCACCCUGGUCCUUUUGUGUACAUAAUAAAUCACAUUCUCGUGUUCUCACUCAUGUAGACGGUGUGUGAACUUGAGUGACUGGGGGUAUAGUCAGCUGCAAUUUCUGUGUUUGCACAGGAUGGAAAAAUUGUUUUGUGAUAUAUGAGAAAGUUGUGUGACCUGCUAGAAGAUUUCUGGUAAGACAGGAUAAACACCUCUGUCACAAAUACAGUAUACGCUACAGUGUCUGUUAAAUAGAUGACUGUUGCCCAUCUGUUCUAUUGACUUGGUUAAUAUAUUUUAUUCUUCACUUCCUUCUCCCCUAAGUUGGAUUUUUCUGGUUUUGGUUCUAUUGCAGCUUUUCCCCACCCCCUUUCACCCCAGCAACUCGCUUAGACUGGAAUAGAAGCUUUCAAGCUUUACAGUGCCUUUGUGUUAAUAUAAGCUACAGUUAUUGUCAAGUCAGAAAACCUGGCCUUGUUUUGCUGUCCUAUUAUAUAACAAUUUUAGAGCUGCUGAGCUCAAUGCAAGUUUGUUCUAACAUCGUAUUGUGACUAUAAUCUUCAGUACUCACAUUCAAAAUAUUCCUCCUAAAUACGCUUUUUAAAAAGUUCAUAGAGUCCUUGGAAUUACAUGCGAGUCUUGCUUUUUAUGUUGACCUGCUUCAGAGAUGGACUGUACUUGUUUACCAUUUCCUACAGUAUCCUUGUAAAUGUUUGUGUCUUUGUAAAAAUACCCCCUUCACCCCUUAUAUUGACAUGGCAGAUGAAACUUGUAUCCAUUGUUUUUGGUUUGUUUCAUGGUUCCAUUUAGCUACUGGAAAAGCUAAGCAAAAGCGACAUAUUUGUACACUCUGUUCACUCCAAUACCUCGUUUGUGUCAAAGCAAUACACUGAUCUAGAUUGAAUAUGACCUAGAAAGUGCAUGGAGUUCAAUACAAAAUUGAGCAAAACUGCAGAGCACAGUUUUUGUGUGUGGCUGGAAUGUACUAUUGGGGAGUUAGGAUAUCUGUGUUCAGAUGGAAUUUAUUAUUUGUUGAACCCAGUUGAAGGUAGGCAUUUGACGAGACCAUGACUGUGUCCUCUCACCCACCCACCGGUAUAUGGACAUUACCAUGUAGGUUUCCACUCCCCCACCCCCAGUCAUUUAUUUAUACUUUGUCCCCAGGACUUUUUCUUAAAACAUUAAGAAAAAGAUUUUUUUUACAAUGUUGGAACCUGCUUAGGUUCUGGUUUAAGAAGAAAUGUAGUGAUAUAUAUGAAUAUAUGAAUGUGUAUGUGUGUGUAUAGAUAGAUAGAUAGAUAGAUACAAUAAAGGUAUGCCUGUCACUGCAGCACUUGUGUUGGAAUAAGGAUUUGAUGGCCUUUGCCAAGCCAGACUGAAUAACAUUUGCACAUUUCUAACAGAAGGUAGGAUAAGUUAGGAUAUAAACACUAGGAAAUGAUAAUUACCUACUACCACCCCGAAAAUUAGGCUGGGGUUAAUGCAGCUUCUUGAAAACAUCAGUACAAUGAAUUGAUACCGUUAAAAGAACUGAGCAGGGUUGUUUGAGUUUUAUUAGGCAGAGACAGAAUAUUGAAAGUAGAACUCAGUAGUUUGACUCUGACAAGCAAUAAGUAUGAAAGACUGUUCUAUUAAUGGACAUUUUUCUUUGGAAACAACUAACCCAUUAUUUUGGUUCCUCCUAUUAGGGUUUGUAUUUAGUGAAUCAGAAUCAACUGCAUUAGAACAAUUUGAAGGAGGCCCCUGCGCUGUGAUUGCACCCAUCCAGGUAAUACUAUAGAAGCUUGUGGAAACUAUGUAAAUUUGAAACAUACCUAUUUUUGCCUUCUGUCCUUUGGCUUAUGUGAAAACCUAAAGUAAACACUAUGACAAAUAUGUAUUGGUUGGGUUUACUUUAGGUGAUUAUUCUCUGUUGAAGCAGUACAGAUUGCACGUUACCAGUGCUGCUGUUUUGAGCCACUGUUGUCUGCAGCAUUAAUAUAAUACAUAAAAUCAACAUGCCUGCUUAAAUCAGUUGCAGAUAGAGAUCUGAGAACUAACCUGUUCCGUGAGUUCCUGCAGCUCUUAACUCUUGAUAAAGUUCAUUUUAUGUUUUAGGUAGGGGCAGAUAUCUAGUCCUCUAAAUUGGCCAUCAAAUGCUUCAAACAUUUGUAAGAUUUGGAGAGAAUGAUAUAAUUGCAUGAGAAAAUUUAUCAUGCUGUUAUAGUUAAGCAAUUUCUAAUCCUGUAGCUAUGUAAAUAAAAGUAAAUUGUACCUUUGCAUAGGGAAAAAGGCCUUCUGUAACUAGGAAUGUAUUCAAUUUUUUUAAAAAAGAAGUUAAACUGAUAUUGAAAAUGGAACACUUUGCACCACUGAAGAACAAAUCAUACAUAUCUGAUAUGUCAAUGUUAUCUUUAAUAUAAGGCAUUCCUUCUGAAGAAGCUUUUUACUUGUGAGAAAUCUACCUGGAGACAAUGUCAAGGUAACCAUAAACCUACCUCCACAAGAGGGUUUUGAUAUAGUACUUGCCAGCAAAUUUCACAGUGCUAAGCUAAAUUAUAGUUCACUAUUAUUCAUGAGCUAUUAGCAAUAUUCUUCUGCAGUAAUUUGAUGUUACAAUUAGUGUACAAAUGCAUUAUUUGCUGAUGAUUUUGAAAUAGAGAAUAUAGAAUUCAGCAUUACAAAAUUUAAGUGGGGCUCAAGAAAGUCCAAAUCCUUCAAAUGGAAUUGUCAUGUAAAUUAGGCAAGUGGCAGAAAUGUCACUUUAUAUUCUUUAUUCUUACUACACAGUUUGUCUUACUGUUUCUGCUGAACUUGUUUCUUUUAUCUUAGGACUGGAGAAGGUGGACUUAUCCUCAUUGAUCAUUGUAUUCAAUUGGGAUAAGUGGAGGCACUUGGAACUCUGAUGAAUAAAGAACCUUUGCCCAUUACCCUUGAUUUUCUAAGGCUUAGUAGAAAUUAAUUGUGUGUAUGUUUAGUUUCUCCCCUAGAAAAAACAGUGAACUGGAAUCUGCCAAAGUUGUCAAAUUAUAAAUGCAAAGAAAAACUGGUUCUUAAGGUUGAACUCAUUUGUAUUGUGAUCAUGACAUGAAUUGUAAACAGAUCUUUUCUGCUCCGCAUCAUGCCUCCCUUGUUCCAUUUUCGUACUCUUAUCCUCCCGUCCCUGCUGAAUUAAGUAGAAAAAUUGGACUGGUAGAUUAGAUGUCUAGGUAGCCUCAAGAUAUAGAUUUGACCUGGAAACCACCAGUUGCCAAUCCUUCUCCUAGCCUGCCUUAAAGCUGCCAGAGUUUAAGGAAAACCCUGAGUAGUAUGAACAUUGCCAGAUGUUUUGCAUGCAAGUUCAAUGUCAAAAUUUGUGUUUGUUCUGACUUUGAAUAUUUCAGAGGAAGAGCAGAAGAAUCUCCUCUGUCAUACCUUAAGUGAUAUUUUGGAACUGGCUUCCUCUGAUAAUUCAGAAUCAUACUGUUUGGUAACAUGGCGAAGAGGAAGGACUGCUGAAGAAACUGCUAGUAUUUCUGAGAGUUCUGCUGAGUCAAGCCACCAAGAGGACCAGCCUUGUAAGAUAUGCCUUGUGUAAUAUGAUUCUGAACACUGCUUUGGUUUUGUUAACAAGCUUUAUUUUGUUUUUAAGAAUGCUUUUUAUUGUAUACCAGAUCUCUUAUCCUGGCACUAGUAGUUCUUCAGUUGCAAAAAUUAAGCUCAAUACAGACUCAUUUAAGUCCCAUUGAUCUAAGGCAGGGUGGGCUAACCUGUGCAGCAUCCCCUCUGCUGAAGUCACUGAACUUGAUUCCCAUCGUUCCUGAUGAUUGGCCAUGUUGGUUCAGACUGAUGGGAGUUGUAGUUCAACAACAUCUGGGGAGUCACAGGUUAGCCACCCCUGAUCUAAGGACAUUGACAAACACUCAAGCCUAGUGUUGCAUCCCAUUUUAUGGUGCUAGGCAACCAUUAGCUAUUGAAUAUUAGGUUUAUAAUAUUUGGAUUAUAUAAACACAUUUUGACUUAAUAAAAUGGUGCCCCUAAUGAAUCAGGCAGCAGACUAUAUAGCAAUAUUUUUCUGAUACAAUAAUUUAGAAAUGCUGUAGGUGUGAGGCAUAAUAUUGAAGAGGCAUUCCUCUAUCUGCUUCAUGUGACACGUGCAUAACUUAGGAAUUUCAGAAGUAUUCAUAUGCAAAUUUUCAUCAGUUUAAUAUUUAUUAAGCAUAAGAUUGAUCGACUGAUCAAAUGUCAGUUCUAUUAAAUAUAUACUUAAUUGAAGAGGACCAGUGUGAGUGAUUUGGAAACGACUUUUCGCUGUUAAAUUUAUCUUACUACCCUUGUGUGUUCCAUAGUUACUUUGGGUUAUUUUAACACAUUUGUUUAGUUUCCACCUGCAGUCAAUUUAAUAUGAUAUCAUUAGGUCAUUCACAAUGGGCAGUCACUAGAGGAGAGUUGCUAUGAAGACUCUUGCAUGUGAUUAGUGUUCUGAUAUUCUUGUCAAAACAUUUUCUCUAAAUAAGUAAAUUUAUUCAUACCUGGGUCAUAAAAAUAAAAGGAGAAAUUGAACCUUCCCCCUCACAUAAAUACACUUUAUCAUCAUGUUAUUGCAGUUCAAAAUAUUCUUAUUUAAAAAGCUACUUUUAAAAAGAGAAUGCUGGAAAACCACUAUAAUUCUAUGACAUUCUGAAAAGUGCUAUUAUGGGUACCUUUUAGUAAAAGAGAACACCACAUUCCUAUCACUGGUAUCGACUUCUGCAUAAUUGUGUGACAUUUACCAGCUUAGUUUCAGCAACUCGUGAUUUGUACUUUUCUAUUCUUUCCUGAUUUAAUUGCAACAGAAUGGGCACAUAUUUAAUAAAUAUUGGUAACACAAGUAUUCAGUAUCCAUUAUCAGGUUCUAAGUACAUGCGAAGAGUCUGGCUUUUAAAACCAACAAGCAAACCCACACUUAUUCAAUAUAGGGAACUUUUGGUGACAUCUCACAUUGCACAGGUGGGCAUCUGCUCACAUAGUGGGACUUGCCCUUGCUCCUUACAGUAGGGCUGGGUGAUACAUCAACAUAUCGUCCAAAACCAGCUUGAUCAUUGUUUCAUAAUAUUUGAGCUGGCAAUAUAUCGUGAAUCAAAAUGUGUGUAAGGGCUAGGCAAUAACUGGUUUUCAACAUUGCAAUAACUCACCAGUUAAACACUGCAAUGUUAUCACCAGCUAAACCUCACAAUAUCAUCAGCUAAAUACUGCAGUGUCAUCACUAGUUAAACAUUGGAAUAGCUUAGCAUUAUGUGAAUGAGUUUGGUCUCCCACUCUGCUCACAUGCUGCUUUUCCACUCUGGCAAAGCUGACAAGAACUUUGUAAGCUUUCUCUUCCAGUUUUGAUAAGCCACAGCUUACUAUGGCAGAAAACCAGCAGACGGUACUCAGUCUUGACUUUGGGUAGUGGAAACCCACUUCAAAUCUUAGGAAAGUUCCAGUGUCUCACCAGUAGGUGUGAUGGGACAUCCACAUCUGCUCUGGAGGGUCUCCCAACCCUCUGGAGUUAUUUGGCAGGCACACAGGGACUGCAAAGGGCAGGAUAGGACAGAAAAUACCUAUUGGAAUAAGGAUACAAGUAAUAUCCAGUACUGAAUAACUAGCAUUUAUUCAAUAGUCUUACAAAACUGGAGUAAUAAGAAAACAUAAUGCCCUAUUGUGAUUGUAGUUCCCUUCAGAUGCCCUGCAUGAAAGGCAGGGAUGAGGAGGCAUGCAGCUUUGGGGUUGGGGCCAGAGUGUGGCCCCACUUCCCCUUCAAGUUGUGGAGCCCUGUAUAUAUAGACAGACAUUCAACACCCACUCUUACACACACACACACUAAAGCUAUGAAUAGUAUUUUUAAGAUGAUUGUCAUUUUUAAGAUUUAGCGUGGUAUUCUUUCUCACACUGCUGUGUCUGUCAUACAGUGAAUUAAAUUCGAGGGAGGGAUUUGACGAAUUCCUGGUUGCACAAAGUGACUGUAAAAUGCAGUGCAGAAAUUGGCCUUGAGAUCAUAAAAUGGGAUGUAAUAUUGAAACUUGCUAUACAGAAUACUUUCUGCUAGUUUGUUAGGAAAAUAAACACCUGUAACUUUCUGCUUCCCCUCUUUCCUCUCUACACUAACACCAGAUCACCUGCCUGCAUUUUGCUCGUCAGGCAUGUUUUUCGUAUUUGACUUUUACUCAAAUUUCAUUUUCCUCAAUGCAUACCAAUUUUGAAGCUACAACUUAUUAUAGAAAGAAAGGCAUAUAUAUUUAGGAAUAUAUGCAAAGUACCACAAAAAGUGUUCCUCAUAAGGCCUUUUCAGCUCCCUCUUCUGGUGGCAGCAGCCCAAAGGGCACUAGGAAGGGAAAACUGGCAGUUUUUACCUUCCCAUUCACAUGCUUCUCUGCAUACAUACUGGAGACUUCUGUGGCUGAAAAACUAUGACCCGGGGCAAUAUCUUUAUAUAAUUUUUUACGACUUCUGGUUUCUUCCUCAUCCCCCGAAGAACAGAUAUGGAAAAAAAAACUGUUAGCUGAAAAGUCUGCAACUUUCCCUUGUUUGUCUACACACUUCUGAUGAAACUAUAACAGAUUCUUAUUCUAGUAAUUAACCACACAGCCGUAAUACAUUUUAUGGAGUGUGUUGUUUGCUGCAAAACAACAACAACAAACCCUUGGAACUUUAGUAAAUCAUUUUUUUUUUUUUUGGUACAGAUACUUUAUAUUAAAGCUUUCCCAUUUCCCAUUUUAUACUUCCUUAAAUAGUGAAUCAGACAGCUUAAUUCAAACCUUCCUGUUUUAUACAGGACUUUUUCUCUCAGCAGUACUUGUGUUCCUCUAAUCAUAGUCCAUCUCUUGACAUACUGUUCUUACCAUUCCAUUCAGUUCAGCAGGGUCAGUGAAAUUGGCAACAGUAACUGGUCCACAGAUUGCCAAUGCAAAGUCUACUUGUUUCAUCUGCUUUAUGUUGUGCACAACUAUGAUUUGUUUGCCAUUCAUUGACUGAAAUAGUGCUAAUUCACAGGUUCAGAAAUACCUUUAUAUCAUAAGUCCCUCAGGUUGUGAUAUUCAAAAUCCAUAAUUUUAUUGGAUGUGAUUGGUGCAAUAAUUAAUUGGUGCAGUAAUUAAUUUUAGAACACUUUUCACUGAGGCAGGGGUUCCCAAACAGUGAUCUGCAGACCACUGGUGGUCCCUGAGCUUCAUUCAGGUGGUCCACAGCAUGUCUGUAGAAGUACAAUUAAAAUCAGAGCAUUAAGCACAGCGCAUUAUAAAUUGCAGCAGCAGGCAGAAAAAUAAUGAAAUGGUCUGCCAAGAUUCUCCGCAACGUUCAAGUGUUCCAUGAGGAAGGGAAAGUUUGGGAACCACUGCAGUAAGGCCUGCUGUUCGUACCUGAUCAAUGUCCCAGAAUAGGCAUUUGUUACUAAAGCUGUAUGUAACAAUUUCAGUGUUCUUCACUUCCCAAAGUGACACUAUUGUUAAUUAGUACAGUUCAAAGGUAUCUUCCAUAGAAGAUGAAUCCUGCUAGUCUGAUUUUGAGGGCUUGUCAUUCUUGUCAUGUAAUAAGAAUUGCAGAAGCUGCCGCUAUCACCUUUUCCUUAGGACCCCAUAUUAACAGUGAUACACUAGUUUUCCUAGAUGUUGAGUUUUAUAUGACAGUCAUACCUCAUGUUACGGCCGCUUCAGGUUACGUGUUUUCGGGUUGCGGACUGCGGGAGAUCCGGAAGUACCGGAACAGUUUACUUCCAGGUUUUACCGCUUGUGCAUGCGCAAAAGCGCUAAAUCACGCUUCACGCAUGUGCAGAGGCAGCACUUCAGGAUGCAAAAGCUGCGGGUUGUGGACGUGCCUCUGUCAUGGAUUAUGUCUGUAACCUGAGGUUCCACUGUAUAUUAUAUUCUGUCUCACGUCACUCAAAGCAACAUAUAUGUGGUUCCCAUGCAGGUACGAUGUUAUGCUGAGCCCAUUUCACUAAUACUUGGUAACACAUUAGUUAACUGGGAAGGAAUCAGUUGGGUAAAGGAAAAGCCCACUUCUAAUUUAAUUACAGAGGAUGAGGGAAAGGUGGUAUAAAGUCUGAACCUAGGAAGGCACUAAAUGCUGUAUUUUUUCCUACUGUUGGGUUACUUAACACAUACUUGAGUAGAAUAAUAGAGGAUAGUUAUCUUUAAAAAGAGCAUUGCUUAAAAUAUAUUUUUCUAAUUAGUUAUUCUGAAGCAAAAUGUGUUGAGAGAAAUGGAAUGAAAAUACAGCUGUCUUAACACCGGUUCUGCUCUGAAGUUAUCUGUAUAACUACUCGCUUGCUCUUGUGGAAAAUUUACUCAAAUAGCAGAAUUGUGUGUUCAUUUUGCUUGCACUUGGUGACCUCCUUGCUGUGGUUGUCAUAUUUAUGCAAAACUUGAAAGUUUUCAAGGCUAUUAAACUAAUGGUUUGCUAGUCUAGACUCAAUAUUGCUAAAUUGUUUGUACCUGUAUUGUGGAGACCUAACUGGGUUACAUUAAAUUGGCUUGCGCCAUGUAACUAUACAAGUGGAAAUUGGUCCAAAAGAGGGUGGGGGCUGGGGUUAAAUUAUGAAGACUUGGAAGUAUUCUAGCUUGCUGUGUGUUUCUUGUGUCACUUUUUGCCAUGUGUAGUGCUGAAAAGUGUCUCUUGUGUAUAGCUGCCUUGGCUGUCGAAGAGCUUGGCUUUGAGCGAUUUCAUUCAUUAAUUCAGUAAGUAACAUGUUGGAACACUUAAAAUACACUAUCUUGUAGUUCCCCAGUAAACAAAACUUCUUUCAGGUGUAAGCCUCAUACUUAAUGCAGUUGAACAUCAAGGUUUAAAAGAUAAUUAGGCUCAAGAAAGCUAUUGCUUUAAGAUCAAAACAACUGUGACUAUUCAAAUCUGUAAUUUUAACAUGAUUUUGUUGCUGCUUUAAUUUAGGCGUUUAUUUUAAAAUUUCAGCAUUAGCUUAGAAGAGUCAUGAUUGAACAUUUCAAGUGGCCUGAAUACAAAAUUGUCCAGUGAGCCACAUGUAUUUAGAAAAAACUGCAUGGUUUUAAGCAAUCCAGUUUCUUACUCAAUCACCACAAUUCAGCAGUAUCUAUCUUAACGUGAACUCAGGUUACACUCCCAGAUGCUCAAAAGCUAAGUUGGGAAUGAAAGAUGGACAGACCCAUAUCCCCACUAAUAGGUGAUUCACAGUUUGAGGACAUGUCAAUGGGCCUGUGCUGUGAGAGGUAUCUAAGUGAAUUCUCUCUGCACAAUUCGACUCCAGGGAGGAGUGAAGAAAGGGCACCUGAACUUACAUUACCAAUUGAAUGGUUGGGUUUGUGAUGGAAGGGAACAUUCUGUAAGCGCAGCAUUAGGCAUGCAGUCUUCUUUACUUACAGCUUUCUGAACUGAGUUCAAUAUGGGGCUAUUAGCUUAAUCAGGCGUUUGCUAUUUGAGAAAGUUUAUAAGGGCAAAUGCUACUAUCUGCCCAUUGUGUCUUUACCAACAAGAACAAAAUUUUAAGUAGUCAUUAAAGUUGUGAAGACCUAAAUCUAACAUCUGCCAAUUUUCACUGUCGUAUGAGAACUUUUCAGGUGAAAAAUCAAAACCAGGCUUCUAAAAUUGUGAUGCGUGCUGCCAUAUUGACACUACUUGUACUGUGUACAUGCUAUAACCAUUAUUUUUUCUCCAUUAAGACAGUUGCUGCUAAUUGUGUUGUAAAUGUAUUGGUCACAGAUACUAUUGCAUGCCUUAAGCAUUCAGUUGCACCUUACGUUAUCUUGCAUUUUGUUGCUAGUCAGCAAACAAAUACAGAAUUGAACUCUGUCAAAGCCAAGUACCAUGUCUAAUGGACUUUUCUUUUUAAUCUUCAGCAAGCAGUCAUUCACAAGCUUUCCUGAUUUCAAAGAAGCAGUUUGGAAUCAGUAUUCAGUCUGGACAAACAAAUUUGGAGUGUUGCUUUUUCUGUAUUCUGUGAUACUGACAAAGGUUUGUUUCUAUUUUUAAAAAUGUUUGUUUUCUUAAACUAGCAAAAAAAGAAAAAGAAAAAGGAAGGGGAUUAAAGGUGCUUGUUUCCUCCAUCCCAUCACCUUCAGUACCAUGUGUGUGCCUGCAUGAGGCAGGCAUAUUUAUUAACUUCCUGUUGUUUGGCCUGAUCUUCCCAUUUUGGUUUCAUAAUCUGCAAUUAGAUGUUUUAAUACUGUAAACUGUUAAUUUUACACUGUGGGAGAACCUUGAGCUUUGUAUAGGCACUUGUUAAUCAUGGAUGGGGUGGGGGAAGCCCUCAAGCCAGCUGCUUUUUAGAUCUUUGUUUUGAUCAGUGCAUAGGUUUGAAGGGCAGUUUUAAGCUUGUUUGACUGAAUGUACUGUGAAACCUCCCUGCAAGUUGGAACCCUGGCUUAUCAGGUUUUUGAGUUGUGGGAGCUGCUUCUAAGCAAUUACGGUAAAUCAAGAACGUGUGAACAAAAACAAACAGAAAAAUAAAGAAACUAUCAUUGAAACGCUGACACAAAAACUUUGCACAUAUACUAAGCAAAAGAAUGAAGAAUCACUAUCCCUACCCCACUCUCCCCACCCCCCAACCUCACAGUGUCUAUGAUAGCAGUGUCUCACGCUGAAUGUUACUGACCUGUAGAAAGGACUCUAUGAAUUGAAAACAGAGACGUUGCGUGUACCCUUGUUAACCGUGAAAAUCCUUUAAUUAAAAACAACUGCCGUAUUUUCCCGUGUAUAAGGUGAUCCUUUUUGCUUAAAAAAAAAUAGGCAUAGUGAAUGCAGAGGGGGGACGUGCGACUAAUGGCAGCAGCAAGCAGGAGAUUGGCAGCAUGAUUGGGCGGGUGAUUGGUGGCUGCGGCAAGGCCUACUGGCGAUUGGUUGUGGCUGUGGCAAUUGGGCAAGCGAUUGGCAGCCGUGGUGAGGCGGGCAGGCGAUUGGCAGCUGCAGCAAGUGGGCGGGUGGGCUGUUAGUAGCAGCGAGCAGGCAGACAAUUGGCAGCUGCGGCGAGGUGUGCGAUCAGCAGUGGCUGUGGCAAGCGAUUAGCAGUGGCAGGCAGGCGGGUGAGCGAUUGGCGGAAGUAACUUUCCCCAUCCGCCCAAAAAGCUAAACAACUUAAUUUCUUAAUUUUGGGUUAAAAAAAAUAGGCAUCGUAUUAUACAUGGGGGCAUCUUAUACUGUACCCAGAAAAAAUAUGGUGUGUGUGGUUUUUAACUCAUUCAGACUUUUGGGGUCAUUUUACGAAGAUCUAAACAGCAGCUGGCUUCUCUUAGGAGCACUGGGGCCAAGACUUGCAUGCGCCCCUCUGUCCUAUGCCCAGUUUAAUCCUUGUUCAGUGACAGCCUGAAAGGCAAUUCAUUUAUCUUGUUGGAACAAGUUAGUCAAAAUGAAGGGCAAACUAACCAUAUGUAUCAGUUUUUCCUGAUACUAAUAUUUAGGUUUGUUGACAAAAUGUUAAGGGUUGGUUAUUUGUUAAAAGAAAAAAAUAUUUCUUAGCAGGAAGAUGUGGCCACUAUGCCAGUAAAUAUACCAGAAAGCAUUCCUGUUUUCUAGGGCAUUGAAAACAUAAAAAAUGAAAUUGAAGAUUCAACUGAGCCAUUAAUAGAUCCAGUGUAUGGUCAUGGAAGGUAAGCUCUGGUUAGUCCUAUACUUUCCUUAAGGAAAGUACUGCCUGUUUUCUGAACAAAUCAUACAGUACUUUAGAAACACAGUUUCAGCCAUUAUUAAUUACACAGGAUCCCACAUAUUCACCAUCAAUUUCUUUGUAUUAAUAAUGGUCAGAAACUGUGUCAGUGCAAUACUUUGCUCAGAACAGGCACACUCUGGGCAAGGAGCAUAGACAACCAGCUUGCCUCCAUGACCAUACACUGACGCACAACGGCCUCACCAUUUACUUAAUGCCCAGGAAACGCCUGGCAAGAGCUGCUGGGCAGGCCACAAGAAACAUUUUCUUUAACACAACCCUAAGACUUGUCAUAACAACUAACCAUAUGUAUCAGUUUUUCCGGAUACUAAUAUUUAGGUUUGUUGACAAAAUGUUAAGGGUUGGUUAUUUGUUAAAAGAAAAAAAUAUUUCUUAGCAGGAAGAUGUGGCCACUAUGCCAGUAAAUAUACCAGAAAGCAUUCCUGUUUUCUAGGGCAUUGAAAACAUAAAAAAUGAAAUUGAAGAUUCAACUGAGCCAUUAAUAGAUCCAGUGUAUGGUCAUGGAAGGUAAGCUCUGGUUAGUCCUAUACUUUCCUUAAGGAAAGUACUGCCUGUUUUCUGAACAAAUCAUACAGUACUUUAGAAACACAGUUUCAGCCAUUAUUAAUUACAAAGGAAUUGAUGGUGAAUAUGUGGGACUGGUUUUUUAUCAUUUCAUCUGGAAGCAUCUCAUAUUGUUAGCACCCGUUGUGUUGGAGGUAUGAUUUUAUACCAGAUGAACUGAAAUUGAACCAAGACCUUCUGGAAAAAAGUUAAGUGCAUGUUGUAGCUUGCUUUAUCUCCCUAUGUGCUUUUCAAGAAAAAAGUUGUAGUGCCAUCAAAAUUAAUUUGUUUAGAAAAAUGUGAAUGCAAAUUGCAAAUCUAAAAGCUUGUUUUCUUCAUAUUAAGCCAAAGCUUAAUUAACCUCCUGUUGACGGGGCAUGCAGUAUCUAACGUCUGGGAUGGAGACAGGGAAUGCUCAGGAAUGAGUAAGUUUGUACUUGAUAUGACUUUGCUGUGGUGCAGCAUCAAGAGAUAUACUAAAUGUUUUGCAUUUGAAUUGUAUAUAGUUCUUACAAACUAAAGCUACGGCUUUAUACGAAUGCUUGUGUUUCUUUUUGUCUAUUUAUGAAUAUUGACAUAUUACUCCACUUUAAAAUGCUACUUGACUGCAAAAUUCUAGUCAUUCGUUUUUGGUAAACUGCCUCCCCACUAAGUUCUGUGAGAUUUGAGUGCUGGGCUUUAAUAAAUUUAUUCAAGGAGUCUGGGGUGUCAGGAGUUCACAUUAGCCCAUGUUAGCUAAUUGCCAGUACUGUGUACAGUGGUACCUCGGGUUAAGAACUUAAUUCGUUCUGGGGGUCUGUUCUUAACCUGAAACUGUUCUUAACCUGAGGUACCACUUUAGCUAAUGGGGCCUCCUGCCGCCGCCCCGCCGCCGCUGCGCAAUGUCUGUUCUCAUCUUGAAGCAAAGUUCUUAAUCCGAGGUACUAUUUCUGGGUUAGUGGCGUCUGUAACCUGAAGCGUCUGUACAGCACAAGGAAACUUGUACUCUUUAGUUUACCACAAGAUGGCAGUAGGUCCUAAGGAAGAAAAAUAGGAGUUUAGAAUGUGGGUAAACUUCUCCAAAAUCAUCUAGUUGCUAUGAAAGACAUUGCACAAGGUAUUUACUGUGGGAUAGCUAUGCAGUGCCUUUGUCUCCCAUUUAAUAAGCAUUUAUAUCUUGAAAUAGGAAGGCUGGUAGUGGUUUCAUGUAAUCAAGCUCUUUGGCAAUGUGCUUAUAAGGAACUUGAUAGAAUUCUUCCUUGAAUCUAGAACUAUGCUCUUAGUAGAAUGAAAAAUAAAUACAUGUAAAAUGUUCACUAAUUUAAUCCCCAUGUCACUCCCCCCACCCCACCCAAUCUGAUCUGUUUGCCCACAGAGUGUUUGUCCCUAGUAUAUUGCCAUAUAUAGCCAUUUGGUUAUAAAUGAAUUACUGAAAAAGGAUGAGGAAACUUGAAGCUGUAGUUUGUUUCGUCUUUCCAGAAUUUCAAGAUUAAAAUGAAGAAAAUCGGUAUAGAGUUGCGGAUAAUCCUGACUUUUUUCUGUAAUGUUCAGAUACAGCCUAGAUACAAUACAGUAAUGCAGUGGUUCCCAACUGGUGGUCUGCAGACCCCAGGAGGUCUGUGCAACCCACCCAGAGUUUCAUGGCAUCAUUCGCAUAACAAAACAUAACAAAAACUACCAUAGAGAUAUCGUUUUUUAUGGCUUGGCUUUUGAAAAAUGGGGUCUGUAGUACGUACCUGAUUGGGUACUAAUGUAUUCCUUGGGCAAAAGUGGCUAAAAAUCAAAUUGUAUGUUUCCCACAAAUGUCUGCAAUGAAGCCCCAAAGGCCACUCUUUUAAACAAAGAAACAAACAAAAAGUACUCUUGGGUGAUUCUUAACCCUUUCCUUGCCAACUUGUUUUUCUGCUUCUGUUUGACCCUUCUCUAAAAUUAUAUCCCUCUGAGCAUUCCAGGUACAUGUUUACUCUCCUUUUUAUUUUCUAAGGAAAUAACUUUAAGAGUUCACAUUCAUUCCUCAACAUCAUUCAGUUCUUUACUCAAAAAAUCUCAAUUUCUUCUGCCAACACACUAAAUGUUGGUACUUCCUCUUCUUUUCUAUCGUUCCUAUUCCCCCCCCCCCCAUUUUGAGAUAAUGAGUAAUUUCCUCAGAACUAUAGCCAAUUUCCAUUCCCUAUUCCCUGUUCAAAGAAUAUUCUUAUAUCUUAACCACACACAAAUUUCUCUGAGGUAUUCCUUAUUAAUUCCUUUGACAGAUUAAGAACUAGAAUAACUCAGUUUGGUGGUUAUAUUUUAUUUGUUAUUUCAUAAAAAGUAGCCCACUCAAUUUUGAUUAAUUAAUCAAUUAAAGAAAUAAUAAUAAUAAUAAUAAUAAACAAAAGUACUGAUUUUCAAGUGGUUCAUAGUGGGAGGGGGGAGGUUUGGGGAACCACUGGUCCAGGCAACAUGUGUGCACCUUUCUUGAGAUGUUUUAUAACUCUCCCUUACAGAAUGCAAAAAAGACUGGGGGAGAGGAGGAGUUUGCCUCAAGUUAAGCAGGCAGGCUUGGGGCAGAGUUUGCUGAUAUGUUAACAGCAUGCUCUUGAGUUCAGAUAAAUUUGUAGUACACCAACUGUGUUUUCAGUUUUUCUUAGAGUGGCCUUUUUACAAGCCAAUUUUCUUCAAAAUUUUCUGCACAGAGGACAAGUUGGCAAUGGAAAGAAAAAGCCCAUUGAGAAGGAUGUUCUAGUUCUUAGCAUUGUUUGCUUUUAAGAGUUUAUCAUAUAUUUGGCAUCAUUUGCUUUGUUUAAAACAAAAAGCUUCUUGUAAACAAAAGAGAGAAAGAAUUAUUAUAUUGUAUGUGUUUAUCAGUUUUUUGUUCUGUUGUUAUGACUUGAUUUCCAUGAUAAGUUACUCUUGAAAAUUUGUAAUGGGGCUUGGGCCAAGAAUGCCACCACCAUGCUUUGGCCUCUGUCUCUAGCCUUCCACCAUCAUUCUGGGGGUGGAUAUCUCAUUCCAUCAACAUGAUUUGCUCUCCAUGAGUCAUUCAGUAGUUUUGUCACUUCCAAGGUCUAUUCAGUCAGAGGAUUUUAGUAAUAGGAUUGCACCCUUAUUUCUCUGCCUAGUUUUUAUGUGCUCUGUUACAUGAUUGUAGGCCAAAGUUUCAUGGCAUGUUUUAAGAAGGAAACUGUAGCAUGACUCAAAUUUUGCAGUCUAAUACAGAGUUCUAUUUCUCUUCAGAACUACUUGGAAUACAUAAACAAGCAACUGUUGGUUUUUUGACACUUAUGGAAUCUCUAAGAUACUGUAAGGUAAGAUAGUUCAUAGUCAUUGGGUGAUAUGCUGUGUUAUUCAGACUUAAGAGUAGACCCAUUGAAAUAAUUGAAGUCAAUUUAUUUCUGUAGGUAUUUGUCUCAGUAUGACUUAAUUGGAUAUCGCUCCUUAGGUAAAAGCAUGGCUGGUGUUAACUCCAGAAAGAAAUUCCUUUGAAAACUUGGUAUUUCAACUUCAGCCUUUAACUGUUGAAGAGAAAUCACAGAUGAAGCAUAUGUCAUCUAAAUUUUUCAAAUCUCAAGUUUAAAAACUUGUUUUGAAUCACCUUUUUUUAGCAACAGCAAAGUCAUCUGUCUUGCUAAUGAGUAAGAAAUGAAGAAACUUAGCUUAUUCAGAGUUACAAGUUAUGUCUGUCUUUCGCUUCCCUCUCCUGUCACAAGCAUCUAAAAGGCACAAUCUAGUCCACCUAAGCCAGAAUUCUCAUAUGAUCAAUGAAUGCCUGUUUUUUCACCUCCCCUUGCCUAUGAAAAGUUAUUUACAUAGUUAAGAAAUUCAUGUAUACCAGCUUUCCCUCUUGCCUCAGUAUAAAUUUUGUUUCAAACCAUUAAUAAUUUGCUCUGAACAUACCAUUCACUCUUAAUGGGCCCUUGUAAGCAGGGGAAGAUGGGAAAACGGAGCUAUAGGAAUCCUGCACAUGCAGGAAUUAUACCCAAUAUAUUUGAUACUUUACUGAAGCAUCCACACUGAUUUGUCCCUCUGAGGAUCACUCAUGCACUUGUUCAGCUCUGAAACUUUCUUAUUUCGUGCAUAAAAAAUAAAUAAAUUUAGUUUUUGCACAUGUAUUUGCGGUACAGCAUUCAGUAUAAUACAGAAUUCAUCCUGAUAAUUAAGGACAUAAGAGUAGUCUGCUGAAUCCAGUCAGUGGCCCAUCUAUUCCAGCAUCCUGUUCUCACAGUGGCCAAUUCUGAUUUUACUUUUUUAAAAAAGUAUUCAGUUUCAUAUUGGUUGUUAUUAUUAAUAAAGAUGGUGGUGUUCAUGAUGAUAGUUAUUAGAAUGGUAGAGUGAACCUUGCAACAUGCAGUUUUGUCUGGUAAAGCAGGAUCCAAACACAGUAUCUAGGAAUCAGAGGUCACAGUGAUGAAUACUGUACAUAGCUAGCUUUCACGAAUUUUUGUAACUGUCUCCUCUUUUAGUCCUUUCAUACCAAGCUCCUUCAUACAUAUGGGGAAACCUGACCUGGAUUUUGGAAUAGAAAAUAAGCAGCAGCAUUAUUAUUUGUUAAAUUCCUAUACCACCCCUCAUUGGAGGAUCACAGGGCAGUUUAAAAUAGAAAAAGACAUUCAACAGUAACAAACAAUAACAAUACCCCACACAGAGUUUAAAAGGUCAUAGAUGGUUUAAUUAGCCAAACCAUGUCUGUUUUUUAUUUUCUCGGGGUGCGAGCUAUUCUGUUGCAGGGUACUAUUAGCCCAGCAUACACUGCAAUAUUUGAGGACAAAAUGUUGUAUGGUGUUAGGUUAUGAACUUGCUACAUAUUUUUUCUUUUCAUUUUAGGUUGGCUCCUAUUUGAAGUCCCCAAAGUUCCCUAUUUGGAUACUUGGCAGUGAAACUCAUCUCACAGUCUUUUUUGCCAAGGUAGGAUUCCUUUCUUUUGUUUCAUUUCAUCACCCUCGGUCAAAUACAUCUUAUUUUAAGUCUACAGUUCAAAUAUUUUCUACAGUAUACUCUUCUUACACAGCACUGACGGUUUAAAAUAAUUUAUUGGCAUACAUGUUACAUGAAAACAUACUGGAUUUCUGAGAUUGUCUUAAGCAAACUACUCAGUCAGUAUUAUGGUUGAAAACAACUCAUCUUCAGGAUCUUCUUGAGUUUUUCUGAGUAGUUAGAAAUCAAGUCCCAAAGACCCUUCUGCUUGGCUAAAACUAUUACCAUACAUGGCUAUUUGUGCAAAGCUAUGUAUUGAGCAUUGCAAUCUAUGUCUUACCAAGUGUGGAAGUAAUACAUUUUUCUCUGACUGACCCUGAAACUUCAUCAAAACAAGGGAUGGGGUGUGCUGCAGCUGCAUUCCACUGAUCUUUGGUGAAUGGAAAGGAUGACAUUUUCCUCCUGCUUUCUGGACUUAGAUGAGUUAUUCAGCAUGAAUUCUGUGUUACAGCUAACUUCUGGAUAAGUGUGAAACUGCAGGAUCUGUGUGGAUUUUUCAAAAAUGACUAUGUAGGAAAGCAUCCAAGAACAGGGGUAUUUGGGGAGGUGGAAGCUAGGGAAUUCAAGAUAAUAGUUGGAAUAUUUAUUAAUACUAAGAACAAACAUAGGCAAACUCCGACCCUCCAGAUGUUUGGGACUACAAUUCCCAUCAUCCCUAGCUAACAGGACCAGUGUUCAGGGAUGAUGGGAAUUGUAGUCCCAAACGUCUGGAGGGCCUGAGUUUGCCUAUGCCUGACUAAGAAGGAUGUGUGUGCGCUUGUCUCAGAGUGCUCCCAAACUUGCAAGAGGACCAGAGAAACUUUAAUUAUUUUUUUAGCACUGGAGAUGUUGCACAUUUUUUAGUCAAAGCUGAUAAUGGGCAUGUUGUUUUCAGACAACACUAAAUAAGAUCUAAGUACAUUGUUAUUGGGUCAUAGUACUUUGUUGCAGUAAUCUGUAAUAUCAUGUUAAAAUUGGAGGUAAAACAAAGGCAGCACAGAAACAUUCUAAUGGUUAACGUCAGUGUUUGAUGUUAAUGAUUACAUUGCUUGACCCUGUAAUUUUAAAGAGACUGUAAUAUGAAGAAAGAUUAGUAUAUCUUUAGUUAUAAAACAUGAUUUCUCAUACUUUUUGAAUAUUUGUAUUUCAGCACUUUAGUGUUCUAUACCUACAUAACAUAAAAAACAUUUUUCUGUGAUUUUACACUUUGCUGCUAAAAUCUUGAAGAAAAGCUGAUAGACCCCUCCCCUACCCUAAAGGAAAUAAUUUGUUCUACCACCUAGAGAUAUAUACAAUUACCUUUUAAUGGUCUACGUUCAGCCAUGAACAGUGACCUUUCGGACUACCAUAUUUAAAGUCUAUGCUGACAAUGUUAGUUAGCAAAAAAAAAUAGAGUGCUGAAAUCAGUUAUGCAGAAUCCAAUUCUCUUUUGUAAGAAAUGCAACUUCAUAGAAGAGACAUAAGGCACUCCCAGAAGAAGAAAAACAACAACACAAAUUGGUACAUUCUAUUUUAACAUAAUUCAGUGCCUGGAAGCAUUUUAACUGAAGAGCAAAAAAACCCAACAAAUGCACAGUUCUAAAAUGGGUUUUAUUUGUGGUGUUUAGGCAUAUAUCCCAUAGUUCUUUAAUUACAUUGCAAUGCAUUGUAUAUUAACUAAUUACUGAAUACCAUUUCAUAUCUAUGACUAGCCUGUAUUUUUUAGCUUAUUUAAAUAAGGGUCAAUCUAUAGAAAGAGAAAAGGCUUGUGAUACACUCUCUUUUUUUGAGACUCUCCCACUUGAAAAUGGAGGUGGUUCUGUCCUUCUCUGGUCUCUGUAGAUUCAUUACUGUAUAUAUGGUUAGGAUCCAAAGAACUAUGUGUUCUUUUCAUGUGCACACUGUAGCUCUGCCACCCAUCUCAAAAAUUAACUUGGUUGGUGUCCAGUAUAGCCUCUAAUGCAGCACAAGAUGCAGCAACUGGUAGCAAAUACUUGACAAAGCUGUUCAGAUCCCACCGUCCUCCUGAGUGUGAAUGAAGCAUUGGUCUUUGGACUUUAAUUUGGAUUUGUGUUGCCUGCUGCGUGCUUUCCAGCUGAGGUUUAAAUACCUUAACAUACGUCUAAUAGUAAUGUCGGCACUGAUACAAUUACAUGGAUGACAAAGCUUUACUAAAAUCAGUUUGUCUUCUGUUAGCUGUUUGAUUAUUGCACAAACAGUAAUGCAUGUGACAGCUGCUGCCUGCCCACCUACACUGCAUAUAACCUUGGAUACAGCAUUCAGUUUCAUUCUUUACAAGUGCAAUUAAUACCCUUGCAAAUCCAUUUCAUACUCCUCUUUGAAGCUGUGAUAAGCUUGUUUUGCAUUCUCAUAAUUGUCUCCUUUGUGUGGAGAUGAAGAUCUUUGUAUAGACACAUAUGAAUGCUUUAGAUUUUUCCUUAAGACAGCAGUUCCUGACAAGAAGGAUGUGUAAGACCAUUCUAAAGACUCCUUAAAUCUUACUGCCAAGACACACCAAUACAUCCAGAAUUGCUGAAUCUUUCUCUUGUUUUUUAGCACUAGAUUAGAUCAGUGCUACUUUGGGAGGAGGAAGUCAUGAAUUUUGGAAGCUCUGUUUACACAUCAGGCAAAAUACUUUCAAAUAAAAAUAUCUUGAUUUUGUUCUGAAACUUGGUGUAAACAGAGUCCAAUCCAAUGAAAUCAAUGGACUUAAGUAAUAUUAAUUUCCAUGGUCUACUAUGGGAUUGAGCAACUUGGAUAUUGCCCAAAAUGUUUCCAGCAUCUUUUUUCAUGCAUAAGUCCCAGUUAAGAAUGAUGACCCUCACACGUCUCACCUUUGCUGAAUCAAGGAUAAUUUAGCAAACCACUAACACUGAUAUCUUAUGACCAUGAGCUGAGCCCAUAAAUAAAUGCAUGAGUUUUAAAUUAAUAGUCAAGAUGUCUUAAGUCACUAGUGUAUUUGGAGAAGUAUAUAUUAUACAUGUAUAACCAAUUUGAGCUACUGUGCCUUGAGUGUAGCAUAAUGUAAUUGUUAAAUACUGUUACGAGGUAACUUUUAUAAUGCAAAAGUAUGCAUUUCCUGACAUAAUAUCUUUACAUGUUAUUGUUGUUUUAAAUUUGUAACCUACUUUAAGCCAACAGAAGAAGAAUAAGAACUUAGCAAAUUGAUAAUACAGUGGUGCCCCGCAAGACGAAUGCCUCGCAAGAUGGAAAACUCGCUAGACGAAAGAGUUUUCCGUUUUGGAGGUGCUUCGCAAAACGAAUCUGCUAUGGGCUUGCUUCGCAAGACGAAAAUGUCUUGCGAGUUCCUGCGGUUUUUUUUUCCUUUUCCCCCUCUUUUUCUAAGCCACUAAGCCGCUUAUCUGCUUAUCCGAUAAGCUGAUAAGCCGCUAAAACCCGCUAAAAGGCGCUAAUAGCGCUAAUCCGCUAAUCCGUCAAUGGGCUUGCUUCGCAAGACGAAAAAACCGCUAGACGAAGAGACUCCCAGAACGGAUUCUUUUCGUCUUGCGAGGCACCACUGUAAAAUUAAUGCUGUGUUGCUGUGUCCUCCAAAAAAUCCAGUAAACAAGAAAUAGUAAUUCUUACAAAAUGAAAACGUGCUAUAAUUUGCGAAAAUAUUUGCUUCUUUAAAACUGUGUCAAAUGGUUUAGGAGCCCGCCUGUUGGGAAUAGCACCUGUUUAAAGCAAAAUCAGUGGAUGUGAUCUUCAUGCCUUAAGUUUUAUUGGAAGACAAGCUGUAAUUUAAAUAUAAUUUUUCAGCCUCGUGAUGACUCUGGUAUAGCAUUAGCAUUAGCUGGAUUUGGAAAGUCUUACAACUUGUGCAGUAUCUUGUACCUCUGUACAGCUCAGUCGGAAGAGCAUGAGACUCUUAAUUUCAGGGUUGUAGGUAUGAGCCCCACACUGGGCAAAAGGGGUUGGACUAGAUGACCCUCAUGGUUCCUUCCAGCUCUGCAAUUCUGUGAUUCUAUGUUGCUGUCACAAUUGUUCUACCAUCCCUGCCUAAUUCAAAUUUAGGAUGUAGGUGGAAGACUCUGUGUUGAGGAUAGAGUGUGCAGCUGACAGACAUUGGUCCUAAAUGGUUCUGGAUCUUAAGAAUUUUAAGCAGUCUGCUAGUCCAGUGGUUUACAACCAGUGUGCUGUGGCCUUGAAUGAUGGUCAGGGGUGUGGCAGGCAACACAGGCCUCUGUCCCUCCCUCCUCUGAUGCCCUCUCAUGUCUCUGCCUCCCAAAGGCUUGCACAGCCGUUUGUUGCAGCAGUGCUGGCUAUAAGCUCCACAGGCGAAUGCUGCCUCUGGAAGACACCUCUCUUUGCGGCGGGGGGGGGGGGGGGGCCGCAGCUGCCUGGAGGACUCUCAAGGAGAGGAGGCUGUUGGGAAAGUGUGAGAGGCUGCUCUGCAGGCUAGGGGUAGCAUAACUGGGCUCCUGAGCCCCACAGUGUGCCACAGAAAGAAUGUAGUUGGUCAAGGGAGAGGUGGACCCCAAAAGGCUGAAAACCUCUGUGCUAGUCUAUGCCCAUAUUGUUCCUUCUUAGGGUAUUUAAACUUAAUAUGACCUGUCUUUUAUCUAGUUUAAUGACAGCAUCUGUCCACAGCUAUGUACUGUUUUUAGAGCAAUGGUAUUUAGAAAGUUUUUAAAAAAAUAGUGAUGUAUUUUUUUAAAUGAUGUUUAUCAGCUCUGCAGUUAUUACAGAGAUUGUAUGUGCUGUUUUUUAUUUUUGAGAACAAAAGCGGCUGAGAUUUUUUUACAAUGUACUAACGGUGUGUGUUUGCCUCCAAGGGUAAACAUGAGAUUCUAAAAUAAAUUUGUGUUAUCAGAAUAGUAUUUAAAAAUACAGCAAAAUGGUUUUGGGCAGGAAUAUUACAAAGUCCAAAGGGUAAAACAUGAACCUCUUCGCCUUUAGGACAUGGUGUACUUGAACAAUGCGUGGUAAACUACUGAUAGGAUUUCCUUCUAUGGAAGAUUUGGGGUUGGGAUGUUGUUAGACAACAGUUUUGCAAGGCCUGGGUGCUUGUGUUUGGCAGAAGUUGUAAAUGCUUGGCAGAUGAAGUUCAUUUUUGGGAUAUUUUGUUUUUUAAAUAAGUGUUGCUGCCCAAAGUGAAUGAAUUGCUUGCUUUUUACAAAAUACAAAUGUUGCAAAAAUUAAAGCUGUACUUUUUGAUUGGGGUGUGGAGCAUGUUUGGUGCAGACUAAGCAUAGCAUAAGAGAGGAUUGCAGAAGCAGCCUGUUCCACUUGUAUCUGCAGCAAGAGCCUCCAUAAUAAGACAAGGAAGUGUGGUAGAGCCUUUUUGUUGAGCUCCGCGCUUACCCCAUAAAUCACUGAGGCUGUUGCUUUUGACAGAGCAAGGAUCACUGCCAGGUCUGUUUCUUCCCUACCUAGACCUGCCCCAGUGUUUUCUUGGAGUAGCUACCAUCCCCAGACCUUUGCUGCUUCUUUCUCUAUCUCAAUUAUCAGUUUAGGAUUGGGAAGAAAGAAUUAUACUUUCCCCCUUUGCCCAUCGUAAUGCUUAUAAUAACCACGGAAAUUUGGCAGUGGGACUAGAGGAAAGGAGGGGGACGGGGAAGGAAUUGGGAGAAAAGGAGCAUCUAACCAUUCAACUCAUGAGAACUGUUUGAUUGAAAAAAAUCCAAAGCGCUCAAAUUUGAGUGCCCCUAGACCUAAAAUUGAAAUAGCAGUACUGUUUAUGUGUGGGUGGGUGCACUGCUUUGUGAGAUAUGUAAUCAUUGCUUUCUUUAUUGUUUUGUAUAACCCAGGAAGUCCCAGUAUGGUGUAGUGGUUAAGAGCUGUAGUCACGUAAUCUGGGGAACCGGGUUCGCGUCUCCGCUCCUCCACAUGCAGCUGCUGGGUGACCUUGGGCCAGUCAUACUUCUCUGAAGUCUCUCAGCCCUGCUCACCUCACAGAGUGUUUGUUGUGGGGGAGGAAGGGAAAGGAGAAUGUUAGCCGCUUUGAGACUCCUUAAAGGGAGUGAAAGGCGGGAUAUCAAAUCCAAACUCUUCUUCUUCUUCUUCUUCUUAUUAUUAUGCACUGUUUCUGGUCUGAAAGCAUACAGUAGCUCAGUGUCACACCAUAGUUUGCACAAAUAACAAUCUAGAUCAUGGGUAGGCAAACUAAGGCCCGGGGGCUGGAUGCAGCCCAAUCGCCUUCUAAAUCUGGCCUGUGGACGGUCCGGGAAUCAGCGUGUUUUUACAUGAGUAGAAUGUGUCCUUUUAUUUAAAAUGCAUCUCUGGGUUAUUUGUGGGGCCUGCCUGGUGUUUCUACAUGAGUAGAAUGUGUGCUUUUAUUUAAAAUGCAUCUCUGAGUUAUUUGUGGGGCAUAGGAAUUUGUUAAUUAGAGAGAGAGAGAGAGAGAGAGUGAGUCCAGCCCUCCACAAGGUCUGAGGGACAGUGGACCGGCCCCCUGCUGAAAGUUUGCUGACCCCUGAUCUAGAUGGCAAGCCAUGCUUUAGAACGGCUUAUCCGCUCAGCACACUAGUCUGUACAUGCAUUCAUCCCUGAUGGUAGAGAAACAGCCACAAUUAUGGUUGGUCAAUUGAUACUGUGCCAAACCAUGUUUCUGCAAAGUUAUUUCAAAUUAUGAUUUGUGAUUUUUGUUUGUCACUAUAUUGUAAACAAUGGUUUAUCAACUUGGACAUGAUUUAAAACUGUAAUAGAGCUUUCUUAACUAUUGUUUGCUGUUGCGUCUGAACUGAACCAUUUUGGCCUUUCACUUACUGCAACAUCUUUUACUACUACUUUGGCUUGGUCCUGCUGUUCACUAGGGUUGAAUAUUAAUUACCAAUUUCUGUUAGUAAUAAAACAAACAAACAUAUGCCUCACUUUCCUAGAUGUUUCAUUUAUGAAGAUGACAUUCUGCAUUUCAUUGUUUGUGUUUAUUGCUUUUCAUCAUUUUUCCAGUGAUGUAUUUAAUCUUGUGGAAUUCUCUCUUAAGGAUUUAGCUCUUGUUGCUCCUGAAGCUCCCUCAGAACAAGCCAGACGAGUCUUUCAAACGUAUGACCCUGAAGGUAAGAUAUGUAGUAUGAUCCUAUGUAUGCUUACUUGUAACCAAAUGCAAAUGAGUUCACUCUUAAAUGUUAAGGUGCCAAAUUAGGAUAAUCGGAUGAUUUAAAGUAGGCAUAAAAUAGAGAAAGUCUUGCUCUUAGUGACCAAUAGAAGAGUAUGCAUUGUGACAUGAUGAUAGAAAAAAAGCACUCUCUGACAAGUUCACAAUAUGUUUUCAAGUGACAGUAAAAAUAAUGCUUUAAAAGCAUUCAGAUACUAUCAGUUAUCCCUUUUACUCCACAGAGAAUAUGAAUUGCAUGAAUUUAGUAUCAAAUAGAUAGUUAUAUUCACGCUUUCUCAUUUCUUAUGGUGUUUGGCACUGGUAUAGCGUGGCUCAUUCAAUGAAACUUUGCAUUGUUUGAUAUGCUCUCUUGCAGGAAUGCAGUUCUCUCAUUCUAAAAGUAAAUGCAUUGCUAUGCUUGGUUAAAAUUGCAACUGCAAGUUACAGUGCCCUGAAAAUCAUUAGAGCAGUAGUUAUUUCCAAGAAAUUGCAUGUUCAAAGUCUGCUUUUUCAUAUCUGUAUUUAGAGAAAUGCGCAUUACUUCCCAUUUCAGAAUAGGCAGUAUUAAUCAGCCCAUAUAAAUAUUUUUAAUUCUUGGACACCUGCUAGUUCAUGCUAAUGACAUUUCCUUAUUUUUUCAGAUAAUGGUUUUAUACCAGACAGUCUUCUAGAAGAUGUAAUGAAGGCUUUGGACCUUGUAUCAGAUCCUGAAUAGUAAGCACAAAUUGGCAGCUGUUUUAGAACACUGUUUAGAAAACCUUUGCCAGGAUGAAAUGCCACCUAAAUGGUUGUUGUUUUUUGCUACAGCGUACACAACUAAUUCAAUAUGUAUCAGCUGUAAGUCUAAGGAGCAAGGUGCUUACAUACAAAUUCAAGAUUAGUUUUAGAAAGAGAGAUUUUCAUUCACAUGAAUGGAGAAAUGCUUGGUUAUUUCCUUCUCAGCAUGAAUGUAACAUUGUAUCAAAGAUGAAUGUAAAAUGUACAGCAUUCUUUCCUCAGUCUAUUUUAGUGCAGGGAUGGGGAACCUGCAGCCCUCUGUGCUGUUGGACUCUCAGUGGCCUCAGCCAUAAUGGUCAGUUGUUAGUGAUGAUAGGAGCUGUAGUCUAGCAACAUCUAGAGGGCUACAAAUCCCGCAUCUCUACAUGCUUAAUUCUGUUCACUGUGGCCUGUCAAAUAGAUAAAACAAGGGUGGGUCUUCUCAGGACAGUUAGAAAGACGAUGUGUGUUAAUGCUCAAGACUUAUCUUCACUCUCUUCUGCUGCAAAAUCCAAGGAAUUAAGACAGUGUACUUUUUCUGAAAGCUUUACCUAAUAAGGCGUAGUGUGUCAAUUGUUGUUGCUACAUUGAUUUUAAAUAAGAUUACUUUGGUUUAAAAAUAACUCUUUUAUUUGGCAACCAGAUGCCAUUCUUUUGCAAUUGCUAUUAGGAUUCUAAAUACAACAGCCUGAUUGUUUUUGGCAUUUAAAAGUGUUGUAGAACCAUAGAGCUUAGUCAUGCAAGAACAUGAAUGCACCACACUGAUAUUUUUGUGUUGUUCAUCUUAUCUUAGUGUAAAUCUCAUGAAAACGAAAUUAGAUCCAGAAGGACUAGGAAUCAUAUUACUAGGUCCCUUUCUUCAAGAAUUUUUCCCUGAGCAGGUAAUGUAACCCCUUCUUUCUAUUCUUGCAUUAGGGCAUUUUUAAACAAAUGUGGGUCAGUGAUGCAUUCACCAUUCUGUAGUUAAUAUACAUUAUGGCUGCAUUUGGAUGAUCGUAUCUUGGCUUAAUAAGUCAAGCUAGGAAUGAUCCAUAUAUCCACGCAUGCAACCUCUUCAUGCAGCUGCUUCAGUCCUCCCUUCAUAAGCCAGCAAAGAAACCAGGAACUCUCCCAUUAACUAUAGUUUCUUGUUUCAUUCAAAGUGGAGAAAGGUAGGUCAAUGAUAUUAACCUAUGACUUGAAAGUAACUGUCUUGUGUGUUCUCUUAGGAGUCCAAGGUUCAAGAAUCAUUCACUGUAUACCACUACAAUGGAUUGAAGCAAUCUAAUUACAAUGAAAAGGUAUGGCAGCAGUGACUUCUCAUAUACCUAAUUAGGCAGCUGCCUGUUAUAGCAGAUAUCCCAUGGACAUAAGUUGGGUUCAGCCUAUUUCUAAGUGGGCAUUCCACAGUGUGAUAAAACCACCACUUACCAUUUGGCUGGUGACACAUGUUCCUAGAAAAAAAAGAACAAAUAGAAAACUACGGAAAUGCAAAUGAUUACGGAGGCAUUUGGAAAUGUCAGUGUUUUGUCACCAGUUCUCUCCGCCAAAUAAGAAGCGAAUUUAGAAUUAUGAAAUUUUUAAUAACUGUGCUUCAGAAUGUCAAGAAAAGAGUUGGGGGAGGGUACCAGGCAGUUGUUGCACUAAUCACUAAAACAAUUUUCCAGCUUUGCUUUAUUUAAAACAUAAAUUAUUACGGAACUAGCUUUUAUUAUAUGGAAUAAUCUGUUUUGUGUCCAUCGCUGUAGGGUUUUCUCACCCAUUUCAGUUUAGGUGCCUAGAGAUAUGGUUCCCAUCCCAUCUUAUAUUGUAAACUAUGUAGUGUUCCCUGUGUAGGCGCACUGAGUGAAAAAACAGGCCCAGGGAGAUUUCUGCAGAUUUAGGUGGAUCCCCGAGAUGUGCACAACUGUGUUGGGUUUUUUUAAAAGACUCCCCACCUGCUCGUUCCAAAAUUAAUGGAGGUGGAGAAUUCCACAUGCUGCCUCUGCAUGUUGGCAGCAGAGCAAGCUCAGUCAGACGAAGGGCUAAGAGUUUAGGUGUCUCUUCCUUCCCUACACCCUGUCCUCAAGGCCCCAUGUUCCAUCACCCCAUAAGAGACUAAUAAACUAAAGACCAAGCUGGUUCUAGAGUCCCUCUUAUAUCCUUUCUUCAUGUAUGCUUCUGGUUAAUAGUGAACGUGUAGUACGGCACAAAAACGUAAGAGUUCUAUGAGUGUUUCAUUUCAUCUUGUUAAUAAGGUGCAGAAGAUUUAAAUUGAUUUGAACCUUUGCUCUCGAAGUGAUCUUUUAAAAAUAGAAUGGCUUGGUUUUUGGUCUUUAAAAUAACGUGGUAUUUCUUUGGAACAGGAGAUUAAAUAAGAUAAUUACAUUUUCACAGGUCAUGUACGUCGAAGGCACAGCAGUGAUUAUGGGCUUUGAAGACCCAAUGCUACAAACUGAUGAUACUCCAGUCAAGCGCUGUUUGCAGACUAAAUGGCCAUACAUAGAACUACUCUGGACCACAGAUCGAUCCCCUUCGUUAAAUUGAUGCUAAGAAAAGACCAUGUACUUAUAAAUAUCCAACAUUUUGAAUGAGGGUUGGGUAGGCAGCUGCCUUUAUUUAAAAAAAAACAAGCAAACUAUACUUUUGAUUGCGUGGCUAUACACUGGUGUCACCGAGAAACUGUAAAUAAACACUUUUCAGUGUUGAUUAGACUAUUUAAUUUUUUUAACAAUUGGAUUGAUUUGUAUUAUACCAACUAGUUCCUCUUUGGCCAUUGUAGUACAGUUAUUGUGAGUUCUCACCCAGAGCCUCCUUGUUCAGCCCAAAAAUAACCUGGAAAAUGGUCUAGUAGUGCAGUAUCUGCAUAUUAGAUGAAAUUGGUCUUAAACAUCAUCAUAGUAUUCACCCGUUUACACAUUUGUUUGGCCAUAUGUUUUAUUUGGAUCAUUCUGCCUUAGGGCACAACCCAUCAGGAAAUUCCCAUACAUGUACCCCACUAAAAAGGAUGGAUGAGAGCUGUGCAAGAGCAUGGUAGCUUUUACCCAGUUCUCAGGGCUUAUUCAAGGCAGCUGUUGGGUGGGUUUUGGCAUACACUGCAGUAUCACAACUUUGGGACUAGAUUGGCAUUUGCACUGAAUAUGUUUAGAUGAGUUAAAUUUCUGCUGCUCUCUUCUAGAAAUCUUAAGACUCAUCUACAUGGCUUUGCACAAACAGCAAAAAAAAUGAUGUGGGGUAUUUUUUGUUUUUAAAAUGGCUAAUUAUAAAUGAUUAAUGCUAUUUAUUGGCAGUUGUAUUGUUCCCAGAAUUUACAUAUUUGGCACACUGAAAGUCAAAGCAAGAUUUAAGAAGAAUAGAAUAAUAAUAAUAUUUGAUAUUGUAUAAAGGAAAUAUAAUAAGCCUUAACAGCAGAGAGAAUUUGUGCUGCGAUUUUUGAAGCUGUUCAUGUUAUUAUUGCCAAAUACCUCUUCUCAACAUGUCCUAACAAAAAACAUAAGCCAGCACUAUUGUAUGUGUUACAUGCAUGAAAACAUCUGUUAUUCAAGUAGUAUAGUCCAUUAUUUAUUCUCUAGCAGGGCUUAAUAAAAAUCUACCCAAAUAGUGAACUAGUGAUUUUUGCCUCCUUACCUAUCAAAUUUGGUCAUUUUUAUUUGUUAUUUUUUAAUGUCAUAGAGUAACUCUAUGGCUAUUGAGUAAUGGUAUAUUAUACUUUAGUCAAGGCUACCCUGUUUUUCAGAAUGUUAAGGAAAGGUGUUGUGUGGCCUUCAGAGUGAUACAUCGUGCCCAUUGAUGUUCUCAUCUCCUUCCACUUCCACCUGAAGUUCCUGUGUUUCAAGGCUUCUCUGUUCACUUCAGUGGUAGAGGCAGCAUCACAUGCAUGGAGCUCUUCACAGAAAUUCCUUGGCCCAAAUGCCAUUGAUGUCGCACAGAAUUUUUAUUUUGAAACGCACACACUUCAGGCAUAUUCUAAUGAAUUUGGGAGUAAAGAAUCUUGUUUUUCCUUUCAAUAAAUGGGCUACUUUGCCCUAGCAAAAAUAUUCAGACAUCCAUCACUAUAAUGCAACCUGAUUCACUAUUCUUAUCCUCUCCUCAGUCCUUGCUUUAGUCCACCAGAAGAGGCAGAAAUGUGCAUCUUCUCAAAUACAAAACGUUCUUGCCAAUCUAUGCAGCUAUUCUGUAGAAAUAAGUGCUAUUAAAAGGAGCCUGUACUACUGAUAAACACUUUUCCAAAUAGUAUUUUUUCAAAAGGCCAGAACUGUUUGAAAAGGUGAGAUGGUAACUUGCAGAUUUUUUAAAAAAAAAUCAAUGUUGCUGUACUCUGGCAAAUACAAAAUAACUACAGUGGUGCCCCGCAAGACGAAUGCCUCGCAAGACGGAAAACCUGCUAGACGAAAGGGUUUUCCGUUUUGGAGGUGCUUCGCAAAACGAAUUUCCUAUGGGCUUGCUUCGCAAGACGAAAAUGUCUUGCGAGUUCCUGCGGGUUUUUUUUCCUCCCCCCUUCUCCCCAAGCCACUAAGCCGCUUAUCAGCUGAUCCGCUAAGCCGCUUAACAGCUGAUCGCUAAGCCGCUUAACAGCUGAUCCGUUAAGCCACUAAGCCGCUUAUCAGCUGAUCCACUAAGCCCGCUAAGCCACUAAUAGCGCUAAUCCGCUAAUCCGCUAAUGGGCUUGCUUCGCAAGACGAAAAAACCGCAAGACGAAGAGACUCGCGGAACGGAUUCUUUUCGUCUUGCGAGGCACCACUGUAUUAGAAGCAUGUGUUACGCUGCUCUUGGCUUGCAGUUAUUUUCUCCAAAAAGAGAUGGCUAGAAAUGCUUGGACUGCAGGAGAAAAGGCAUAUUACUGAAGGUUACAAAUGCACACAAAUGUACUAUUAUGCAGGAGUCAUAUGUCUAGGAAGGUCUAGCAUGUGCUUUAGUAGCAGUAAAAUGCUGUUGAAACCAAGUUGUUCCAGUUCGUUAUUAAAAGUUUGUAACCCGC
Messenger RNA from Podarcis lilfordi (Lilford's wall lizard), 35009 nucleotides. The record is from the annotation of a GenBank genome assembly. NCBI's taxonomy places the organism in Eukaryota, Metazoa, Chordata, Lepidosauria, Squamata, Lacertidae.